Molecule: messenger RNA, 2194 nt
Organism: Argentina anserina (silverweed cinquefoil)
Lineage: Eukaryota; Viridiplantae; Streptophyta; Magnoliopsida; Rosales; Rosaceae
Product: 3-ketoacyl-CoA synthase 1
Exons: 1
Coding region: 401-2011 (536 amino acids)
Biological process (GO): fatty acid biosynthetic process
Cellular component (GO): membrane
Molecular function (GO): acyltransferase activity, transferring groups other than amino-acyl groups
Source: RefSeq, a predicted model, not a curated record
CUUCCUAUCCAUCAUCAUCCCCCUGGUUAGAGAGAAACUACUCCUCCAUUAAUUCAACACCAUCAUUCCAGCUUUCCCAUUAUUUCUCUAUUGCUCUUAAUAUGCCAUGGCCAUGUGGGUUCUAUAGUCUUCUCUCUCUCGAUAUACAUAUAUAGCUUCCCCAUUCUUAAGCUUCACAUCUCACCCUAGCUUGGCUAAGCCGUGUCGGGCUUCUCCUGCUCAAUCAGUCAUCUUUGAUUUCCCAGCUUCGAUAUAGAUAUAUAGUCUUACCUAAACUGUCAUGGUUUCUACAGAUCAAACAGUCGUUGCUUGAAGAUCACAACUAGGUUUCCCCACUCCUAGCAUUUUCGCACACACGUAGAUAUAUAUCGAGCUCGGAAGAGAAAGUAGAUCAUUAUAAAUGGAGAACAACGCUAACAGUAUAGAGAUGGAUAAAGAGAGACUUACGGCCGAGAUGGACUUCAACAAGGACUCCUCCUCCGCCGUCAUUAGAAUCCGGCAGCGCUUGCCGGACUUUCUACAGUCCGUUAAGCUCAAGUAUGUCAAGCUUGGGUAUGGCUACUCAUGCAACCCAGCUACCAUUCUCUUGUUUCUUGUCAUCGCGCCUUUGUUCGCUUCCUUUCUCGUUCAGCUCACGGGUGUCGACAUAACCCGGUUCGUUGCCGAGGUCUGGACAAACCAGGCCGUCCGGCUCGAAAGCAUGGACGCCGCCACCCGGCUCGCCGGUUCGGGCCUCGUUCUCUUCUUCCUUGCCCUCUACUGGUCCAAGCGGUCUACCCCAAUUUACCUGGUCAACUUCUCGUGUUACAAACCUGACGAGGAAAGAAAAAUGUCGAUGGAGGCUUUUCUGAAAAUGACGGAAGAAACCGGCGCCUUCAGCCAGGAAUCCAUCGAGUUUCAGAGGAGGAUAUCAAACCGGUCAGGUUUAGGCGACGAGACAUACUUAACUCCGGCAAUCACAUCAAAACCACCAAAGCUGUCCGUCGACGAAGCCCGCGCCGAGGCAGAGUCUGCCAUGUUCGGCGCGCUCGACUCUUUGUUUAAAAAAACCGGCGUCAGAGCGAAAGACAUUGACAUUCUCAUCGUCAACUGCAGUCUCUUCAACCCAACUCCGUCGCUUUCCGCCAUGAUCGUCAACCACUACAAGCUCAAAACCGACAUCAAGAGCUUCAACCUCGGUGGAAUGGGCUGCAGCGCCGGCCUAAUCUCCAUCGACCUGGCCAAAGACUUGUUAAAGGCACUACCGAACUCCUACGCCGUAGUGGUCAGUUUCGAAAGCAUAACCCUCAACUGGUACUUCGGCAACGACAAGUCAAUGCUCCUCCCCAACUGCAUCUUCCGCUCCGGCGGCGCCGCCGUCCUCCUUUCCAACAAACCCAAAGACCGGUCACGUUCCAAGUACGAGCUCGUCCACACCGUCCGCACCCACAAGGGCUCCGACGAGCGGUCCUACCGCUGCGUCUACCAGCGCGAAGACGAAAAAGGAAAAGUCGGGGUUUCACUUGCGCGUGAGCUAAUGGCAGUCGCCGGCGACGCGCUGAAGACCAACAUCACAACACUUGGGCCUCUAGUCCUUCCGUUCUCCGAGCAGUUCUUUUUCUUCGUGACGCUAAUAAGGAAGAAGAUAUUGAAAGCCAAAGUGAAGCCCUACAUCCCGGACUUCAAGCUGGCCUUCGAGCACUUCUGUAUUCACGCCGGCGGGCGGGCUGUGCUGGACGAGAUACAGAAGAAUCUGGACCUGACGGAAAGGCACAUGGAGGCGUCGAGGAUGACGCUGCACCGGUUCGGGAACACGUCGAGUAGCUCGCUGUGGUAUGAGCUGGCGUAUGCGGAGGCGAAGGGGCGGGUCGGGCGCGGGGAUCGGAUCUGGCAGAUUGCAUUCGGGUCGGGUUUUAAGUGCAACAGCGCGGUUUGGCGGGCGAUCAGGCCAGUCGUUGAAGGGGACCCGAUGGGGAACCCGUGGAUGGAUUGCAUAGAUAGGUACCCGGUCAAGGUGCCAGUUGCGCUGUAGGGUAUCCACGUGGAGUUAUGUGAAUGGGGGAUAAUUGUUUAUCUACUCCCUGUGGAAUUAUUUGUGGCUAGGGAUUAUUCUGCAUUUUCUAUUUUGUUUAGAUGACAAGCAUUUGUAAUUUUAGUAAAAUGUCUGUGAAUGGGGGCAUUGACAUUAUACUGAACUUUUUCUUUACUAAAUAAU